AUGUCCAAAAAAUUAGUGUCAUCAAGACCUGGAGAGAACAUAUUUCUUAAAAAUUAUCCUGCAUCUAACUGUCAAGUCAUCAAACUGAAUGUGAAGCCAGUGUCAGGUGAACAGUCCAGUAUGAAAGAUUAUCUUUCAUACAAAAAUGUUAUAGCUUCAAUCGAAACCAAAGAAGGUCUGAGCCUCCAGUUGAUAAGUGGAGAUGUCCAGUAUAUCCAGGCUGAUGUCAUUGUCAACACAGUUCCCAAGGAUCUGCAGCUUGGAGGAGGACCACUGUCUCAGUCUCUUUUGCAGAAAGCUGGUCCAAUGCUUCAGAAAGAGUUAAAUGCCACCAGGCAGGAAGCCGAGGAAAAAUUGGGUAGCAUAUUCAUGACAAGUGGCUGCAAUCUGGACUGCAAAGCUGUGCUCCAUGUCGUGGCUCCAGACUGGGAUAACGGAGCAGGGACUGCUCAGAAGAUCAUGGCAAAUAUAAUCAAGAAAUGUUUGACCACUAUAGAACAGCUAUCUUUCUCUUCAAUCACAUUUCCCAUGAUUGGAACAGGAAAUUUGCGGUUUCCCAAAGCUAUUUUUGCCAAACUAAUCCUUUCGGAAGUGUUCAAAUUUAGUAGCCACGAAUGGCUGAAAACCUUAAAAGAAGUUCACUUCAUGGUACAUCCAGGUGAUGAUGAAGGCCACCAGGCAUUUUUGGAUGAAUUCUCGAGACGGUCAAGAGCAAAUCCUAACAAGGACAGGGUUCUUAAGGCUGGAGAUUCCCAAGGUUUCUUCGGGAGUGUCUCCAAUCCUUGGUAUGAAACUUAUGAAAUGAAAAUUGGUGCGAUUACGUUCCAGGUUGGUACUGGAGAUAUCGCCAAAGAAGAGGCAGAUGUUAUUGUAAACUCGACAUCAAGGACAUUUGAUCUGAAGUCAGGUGUGUCAAAAGCAAUUUUGGAAGGUGCUGGGCCCGCUGUGGAAAAUGAAUGUGCUGCACGAGCUGCACGGCCUCACACAGAUUUUAUAGUUACACAAGGUGGACACUUAAUGUGCAAAAUAAUAAUUCAUGUUGCUGGGGAAAGCCAUGUCAGGAAAACGGUCUUCAGGGUUCUGGAAGAGUGUGAACAGAGGCAGUACACGUCAGUUGCCCUUCCAGUCAUCAGAACAGGAAGUGCCAGAAAAAACCCAAUCGCAGUUGCUGAUGACAUGAUCGAUGCUAUUGUAGACUUCUCAUGGCAACAUUCUACCCCGUCAUUAAAAACGGUUAAAGUUGUCAUCUUUCUAUCUGAGCUGCUAAAUGUAUUCUAUGACAGCAUGAAAAAAAGGGGCAACUCUGCGUCACCUACCUCUCAGCCUGCGUUCUCCACAACUGCAGAUAACACUCCUGAACAUUGGAUGGAUAUAAAUCAUCAACUGUCUUGUGUGACCCAACUACAACCGGGACAAUCAGAAUAUAACACCGUAAAGGAUAAGUUCACUCAGACUUGUUCUUCCUAUACAAUAGAGAAGAUUGAGAGGAUACAGAAUGCAUUUCUCUGGCAGAGCUACCAGAUAAAGAAAAAGCACAUGGACAUCAAGAAUGGCCAUACAAAUAAUGAGAGAAUCCUCUUCCAUGGGACAGAUGCAGGCUCAGUGCCACAUGUCAAUCAGCAUGGCUUUAAUCGCAGUUAUGCUGGGAGGAAUGCUGUAGCCUACGGAAAAGGAACCUAUUUUGCUACUGAUGCCAGUUAUUCUGCCAAUGAUACAUACUCCAAGCCAGACAGCAAUGGGAGAAAGCACAUGUAUGUUGUGCGCGUACUUACUGGAAACUACACGCAAGGAUAUGCAGGAUUAGUCACCCCUCCACCAAAGAAUCCUCAUAAUCCCACAGAUCUCUUUGACUCUGUCACAGAUGAUACAACCUAUCCAACGCUAUUUGUGAUAUUCUUUGAUAAUCAGGCUUACCCAGAAUAUCUCAUAACUUUCAGAUGUUAG
This is a messenger RNA of Carlito syrichta (Philippine tarsier), 1944 nucleotides long. It is a transcript of the gene PARP15, whose product is annotated as poly(ADP-ribose) polymerase family member 15. Lineage: Eukaryota; Metazoa; Chordata; Mammalia; Primates; Tarsiidae. Gene Ontology annotation, biological process: negative regulation of gene expression. Gene Ontology annotation, cellular component: cytoplasm; nucleus. The transcript has 12 exons. Gene Ontology annotation, molecular function: NAD+ poly-ADP-ribosyltransferase activity; transcription corepressor activity. The coding region runs from base 1 to 1944 and encodes 647 amino acids. The record is from RefSeq and is a predicted model, not a curated record.